AUGAGCGGCAGGCCAUCCAGCUCCCGCAGUGGCAGCCGUGCCAGUCGCGGCGGCAGCAGCAACAAUGCCAGGAUGUCAGACCUCGCAGCAGCCACGGGGGGCUCGCAUCGUUUCGCCGAGCGUCGACAGGAACGUAUGCGUGGUGCAGGUACCGCCGUAGCCAUGCAGAGGGACUUUCAGUUCAAGCUGCCGCAAAAACGAGCUGGACCAUCGACAGGCAACGCAAACGACUCCGUAUCAACAGAUGGAUCGAUCAGCAAACGCGGACCGGGCCGACCUCGGGGUUCAGGCCCCAAACAGAGAGCGGCGGCCGCAGCAGUAGCAGAAGGCUCCGACGAUGCUUACUCACUACCACCACUCGACGACGACGAUGGGAUGGCGUAUUCACCUCAGAGGGAUGCGUCCGGCAGUAUGGGCGUGCCACGACGGGUAGCGAGACCACCUCCCGGGCCUGUCAGCAGUACACCUGCUGCAUCGCGCAUCCUCAAACAGCCUUAUGCAGCUGGCUUAGCGCGCCGAGGCGACGAUGAUGACGAGGUGGGCAGCCAGCUUGGCGAGGACUAUGCUGGCUCCAGUGCAAGUGCCAGUGCUGGCUCGGGCUCAGGUCCCAUGAUUGAUGAGCCAUACGAUUGGAGUGCAAACCUGGACCCCAAUCUGGAUCCCGUCGAGGAGAGCCUGCCGAUGAUCCCCUCGCCCGUCGCAUCGUCCUCCCACGUCGACGCCUCUGUGCGUCGCAUGCGACCGAGCAUCGGAGGAACCAGCGUGUCCCACCUCAGCAUCGCAUCUGGAGGCGACUCGCCAGCCGCACGUGCAGCGCAGCGCAAUCUCGACUCACGUCAACGACGUCGCCAAGGCAGUCCAGGCUCCGAGCGCAUAUACAAACAAGCCGCAGCCACGGCAGCCGCAGCCUCAAUCGCAGCCAAACGACGCGGUCGGCCACCCAAGUCUGCCUCCGCCCCACGUGCACUCAUCCAACUACCCACAGAGCAGGACGACGAGACCGUCAUGGAUCGCACCAUCCUCGAGCGACAGCGCGGGGCCACCUCGGCCGCCCGCACUCGUGAAACGCAAAAACGCCUCAAACGCGCUCUCUCGCUCGUGUUCUCCGAAGCCGACCCUGACGACCCCGAUUCCUCGCAACCGUCGAAGAAAAGCAAGUCGGCGAAAUACCUCAACGACGUCGACAUUAUCUGGUCCAUCGUCGACGAGGAGCUCCGCAGUGCCAUCGAGGAGCAGCCGGCCAAAGCACCCUUCCUCGCUCUGAAAGCGCUGCGCAAAUCGGUGCGGUCCAACUUUUUGAACCUCAGCGAGAAGACGGAUAACCGGACGACGUUGAUCUCGCAGGUUGUGCGGGCGAGGAAGCAGAAGCGGCUGUUGCGCAAGGAGGUGUUUGCCAAGCGGAGCGAGCUGGCUAAAGUGACGGUCGAGGCGGGCGAGAGGGAGAAGGAGAUGAAGGAGUGGAAGAGCGAAGUAGGCGAUGUGCGCAGAGUCAACGCCUUUUUGGUCAAUCUGAGGCAUCAGGCUGCUGCGUGGACUUGA
Messenger RNA from Kalmanozyma brasiliensis GHG001, 1539 nucleotides. RefSeq lists its product as uncharacterized. The transcript has a single exon. NCBI's taxonomy places the organism in Eukaryota, Fungi, Basidiomycota, Ustilaginomycetes, Ustilaginales. The record is from RefSeq and is a predicted model, not a curated record. The coding region runs from base 1 to 1539 and encodes 512 amino acids.